AUGAGAGACAACGUCAAUAACGCCUUGGAAACGAGAGUGGCAGCAGCAGCAACAGCAGCAACAACAGCAGGAGCAGCAGCAACAACAGCAGCAGCAACAGAAACAGCAGCAGCAGCAGCAACAGAAAAGCAACAACAGCAGCAGCAACAGAAACAGCAGCAGCAGCAGCAACAGAAACAGCAGCAGCAGCAGCAGGAGCUCGGGCUCCCCAGUGGGGCCGCUGCAGCAGAGGGGGCCCCGCAGACAAAAAGCAGCAGCAACAGCAGCAACAACAACAGCAGCAGCAACAACAACAGCAGCAGCAGCAACAGAAACAGCAGCAACAGAAACAGCAGCAGCAGCAGCGGCAGCAGCAACAGCAGCAGCAGCAAACAACAGCAGCAGCAACAGAAACAGCAGCAGCAGCAGCAACAGAAACAGCAGCAGCAGCAGCAGCAGCAGCAACAGCAGCAGCAACAGCAGCAGCAAACGGGGGGUCGAGAACAGAAGAGGAGCUCACUCAAGAGCCUCCAUGCUGCCCACGGGCACGCCGGCUGUCUGCGGGGUUGUUACCCCUCACCAACACCAGCAGCAGCAGCAGCAGCAGCAGCAGCAGGAACAGCAGCAGCAGCAGGAGCAGCAGCAGCAGCAGCAGAAAGAGAAGCAGAGAAAAAGUUUUUUUUUCUAUCAACUGGGUGCUGCAGGGGCUUCGCUGUCUCUCCCCUCAGACCCCACAUACACCGCGGGGUUCUGUACCCGCGCGUGCCGCAGCCGUAUAUUCUCGUUGUGCUGCUGCGCUCUGUCUCGGGUGUAGGCACAGCGGGGCAGCUGGUGUAUGUACGCCGCGGCUUCUUCAGACACCACCUGGCUCGCUCAGGAGCAGCAGCAGCAGCAAACUGGCAAAAUAUAGAUGCUGUCUUGCAGCAACUACAGCAGCAGCAGCAGCAGCAGCAGCUGCUGCAGCAGCAGCAGCGGCAGCAGAUGAGGCGUGAUGAAAGGUCUGGGGAGAGUACAGGACCUCCUCCUCCUGCUGCUGCUGCUGCUGCUGCUGCUGCUGGUGCUGCUGCUGGUUCUAUCAGCAGCAGCAUGGGAGCAGCAGAAGCACCAGCAGACGAUGGGGGUGCUGCACUGGGUUGGGUGCGGCGGCUGCAGCUGCGCGUAGCAGCAGCAACAGAGGAGACAGACGAAUCCCUGCUGCUGCAGCCUUUGUCUCCUCUUUAUAUUUUACAUAAACUAUCAACAGAGCAUGGCCUAGAUAUUCUCCCCACAGACAUCAGGCUGCUGUCCUGCAGGCUGCAGCAGCAGCAGCAGCAGCAGCAGCAGCAGCAGCAGGGGGAGGAGCAGGAGGGGGGGGAGGAGGGUUGGGUUGAGAAGCAGCUGGGGGGGGUCCCGCUGCUGCCUAUACACCGCGUUGGGGUGUAUACGCUGCUCUGUGUUCUCCCCGGGCGCAUGCAGCCUCUCAGCCGCUCCUGCACUCUGCAUGUGGUGUCUAGCACUAAACACUCUAUGUCAGUUGCGGCGUUUAGGGUUUAG
Eimeria mitis is the source of this 1512-nucleotide messenger RNA. RefSeq names its product ribosomal protein L9, N-terminal domain protein, putative. NCBI's taxonomy places the organism in Eukaryota, Apicomplexa, Conoidasida, Eucoccidiorida, Eimeriidae. The transcript is spliced from 6 exons. The coding region runs from base 1 to 1512 and encodes 503 amino acids. Gene Ontology annotation, biological process: regulation of transcription by RNA polymerase II. Gene Ontology annotation, cellular component: Set3 complex. The record is from RefSeq and is a predicted model, not a curated record.